Molecule: messenger RNA, 363 nt
Organism: Aureococcus anophagefferens
Lineage: Eukaryota; Pelagophyceae; Pelagomonadales; Pelagomonadaceae
Exons: 1
Molecular function (GO): protein binding
Source: RefSeq, a predicted model, not a curated record
AUGGCGCUCCACGGCCACGAGGACAUCAUCAUGGAGGUGCUCCACAUCAAGUACCUGGACAACAUCGUCUCCGCGAGUUUGGACACGACGGUCCGCGUCUGGGACACGUACACGGAGAAGCAGUCCACGCUGCUCCGGGGCCACGCCAAGGGCGUCAACGCCCUCGCCUACAACAGCGAGCACCGCUUCCUCAUCUCCGCGGGCUUCGACCACGACGCGUUCGUCUGGAGCCCCUUCGUGUCGACGCUGUUGUACAAGCUCAAGGGCCACCGCGCGGCGCUCGUGGGCUGCCACGCCGUCGAGGGCACGCACGAGCUCGUCACGGCCGACUGCCACGGCGUGCUCAAGCUCUGGGACCUGCGC